CUCAAGUGAGUGGAAGGCUGACUUAUCAAGCAAGGCGGCCAAUACACCUUGAGCCUUGCGGUCUAACUUGAUUAGUCCCGCGCUACGGCGGUUGUGCAGGGGUUUACACAAUUGUGCAGAACAUGAUCCACCUUUUCCCAACCUCAGUACGUACUCCGAAUGCCUUGCCUUCAAGUUUUCCCCGGACUGAACUUGGAACUGCCUUUUCAUCCUCAUACCAUCCUCUAAAGCCUUCAACUUUGUUUGGCGGUUGCGGCUCUUGUAACACGCCCCUAGCUUGAUCACCCCCUUUUGUUGAUCAAGAACGCGACAGACCUUACGUGACUCGGUCAAACUUUACCGCUACCAGUCCUGCGGUUCGCUACGCGUCUUUGCGACAGACGGCGUUGACCUUUGUUUUCACAUUGCCACUCUUGAGCCUGGGGUUUUCGCGGAAUCCGGCUUCUUUCUAAUAUCUCGGCUUCGUCGACGAACACGCAGCGACAAUGAACGUCACCGGGCGCGCAACACGAGCCAGCAAAAGAAAGGCACCGAGCUCACCCGAUCAAGCGCCACCACCCAAGCGCGCAGUGAACGGAAACCGCUCAGAAGACGACGAUAUCGAGUACGUUCACGAUGCCGAGUAUGAGUACGAAGAUGUCUCCGAUCUGGGAGCUGAUCUGAUCGGGACGCCUGUGAGCUUGGGCGAAUGGAGGGACACAAUCAAGGAUGUCGUGCGCAGCGUCGUCUCUAUUCGAUUCUGCCAGACAUGCUCUUUUGACACGGACCCAGCUCUCACCAGUGAGGCCACCGGGUUCGUUGUCGAUGCUGAGCGUGGGUACAUCAUGACGAACAGACACGUUGUCGGCGCGGGUCCAUUCUGGGGACACUGCGUAUUCGACAACCACGAAGAGGUCGAUUGCUAUCCCGUCUAUCGCGACCCCGUCCACGACUUUGGCAUUUUGCGCUACGACCCCAAGGCAAUCAAAUACAUGAUCGUGGAUGGGCUGGAGCUCAAGCCGGAGCAAGCUCAAGUGGGUGUCGAGAUCCGAGUCGUCGGUAACGAUGCAGGAGAGAAGCUCAGUAUCCUGUCUGGCGUCAUUAGCCGACUCGACCGCAACGCCCCCGAGUACGGCGACGGCUACAGCGAUUUCAACACAUGUUACUACCAAGCCAACGCCGCGGCAAGUGGCGGCAGUUCAGGCAGUCCGGUUGUCAGCAAGGAUGGAGCUGCUAUCGCGCUGCAAGCAGGCGGUCGCUCGGACGGUGCUUCAACCGACUACUUCCUGCCGCUGGACCGACCCCUUCGAGCUUUAAAAUGUAUCCAAGAGGGCAAACCCGUCGAGCGUGGUGAUAUUCAGUGCCAGUUCCUUCUCAAGCCUUUCGACGAGUGCCGCAGGCUGGGAUUGACUGCCGAGUGGGAAGCCGCGAUACGAAAAGAGUUCCCUACCGAGACCGUGAUGCUAGUUGCGGAGAUCAUCUUGCCCAAGGGCCCUUCGCACAAAAAGAUCCAGGAAGGUGACCUGUUGAUCAAGGUGAACGACCAGCUCAUCACACAGUUUCUGCGCCUGGACGACAUUCUCGAUUCCAACGUGGGAAAGACAAUCAAAUUGCUGUUGAACCGUGGUGGCGAGGACGUCGAGGUAGACAUUGAGGUUGGCGAUCUUCACGCCAUUACCCCUGACCGCUUUGUCACUGUCGCAGGCGGAAGCUUUCACAACCUAUCCUACCAGCAAGCCCGGCUCUACGGUGUCGCAGUUCAGGGCGUCUAUGUCUGCGAGGCGGCUGGAUCCUUCCGCUUUGACAGCCCUGACAACGGUUGGAUCGUGCAGACAAUCGACCACAAGCCAGUUCCUGAUCUUGACACAUUCGUCCAAGUGAUGAAGGCCAUUCCAGACAAGGCUCGGAUCGUCAUGACCUUCAAGCAUCUUAGGGACUUGCAUACGUUGAACACCACAAUUGUCUACAUUGACCGUCACUGGUCUGCCAAGAUGAAGCUUGCCGUCCGCAAUGACAACACAGGUUUAUGGGACUUUUCAGAUCUAGGCGACCCUUUGCCACCAGUACCGCCCAAGCGCCGGUCAGCUGGGUUCAUCGAGCUGGAUCACGUCCCUGAUCCUGGUAUUGGUGACCUGGUCCACAGUUUCGUUCAUGUGAACUGUGCGAUGCCACUUAAGCUCGACGGGUUCCCCAAAAGCCGCCGUGGAGGUAUGGGUCUGGUCAUCGAUGCCGAAAAAGGCCUCGUGCUCAUCUCACGCGCGAUUGUGCCUUACGACCUUUGUGACAUCACCAUCACAAUUGCAGAUGCCAUCAUUGUGGAAGGCAAGGUGGUCUUCUUGCACCCCCUGCAAAACUACACUAUUGUGCAAUACGACCCGUCUUUGGUGGAUGCGGACGUCAAGUCUGCCAGACUCAGCGACCAAGAGUUGAAGCAGGGUGAAAAGACCUACUUCGUGGGCCACAAUAGGAUUGGAAGGGUUGUCCACGGCUCAACCACUGUCACCGAGAUCACAGCAGUGGCGAUUCCUGCCAACUCUGCUGCUCCGCGAUACCGGGCCAUCAAUGUGGACGCUAUCACCAUCGACAGCAACCUGGGUUCCACAUGCAGCAGCGGUGUGCUGACUUCUCCUGAUGGCAAGGUGCAGGCGCUCUGGCUCCUCUACCUAGGCGAGCGCUCCCCUUGUAGCCAAAGAGACGAGGAGUACUACCUCGGUCUGAGUACCAAGACCCUUCUGCCCGUCCUCUCUGCGAUCCAAAAAGGCGAGACGCCGUCUCUCCGAAUCCUCUCGGUGGAGCUGCGAGCCAUUGCCAUGUCACAGGCCACUGUCAUGGGUGUCUCUGACGAAUGGAUCAGCAAAGUGAGAGAGACCAACCCCUCUCACCAUCAACUCUUCAUGGUCAGCAAGCGCACGUUUGAGCGCGGAGAUCACCCUGCCUCGUUGCUAGAGGGUGACAUUGUGCUGACUCUGAAUGGUAACAUUUGCACCACCAUCUCCGACUUUGACGCAAUGUACUCCAAUGAGUUGCUCGAUGCCACGAUUGUGCGGCAAUGCCAAGAGAUCCAGCUCAGCGUGCCUACGGUCAAGGCUGACGACCUCGAGACGGACCACGCUGUCUCUUUCUGUGGUGCCAUUUUCCACCGCCCUCACCAGGCGGUCAGGCAGCAAAUCAGCAUGCUUCAUUCGGAAGUGUACGUGUCGAGUCGCGUCCGCGGAUCGCCGGCCUACCAGUACGGUGUCGCGCCCACUAACUUCAUUACGGCUGUGAACGGUACGCCAACCCCUGAUCUCGAGUCGUUCAUUCGUGAAACUCGCAAGAUUCCCGACAACACCUACUUCCGAAUGAAGGCAGUGACGUUCGACUCGGUGCCCUGGAUGAUCACAAUGAAGAAGAAUGAUCAUUACUUCCCCACAAUGGAGUGGAUCAAGGACAGCAACGAGGUGUGCGGCUGGAGGCGCGUGACCUACGAGGGCAAGGACGUGUUCGAGGGCGAGGCCACGGAUGGCGUCCUCACGAUCCCCGAUGCGAGCGAUAUGGAAUAACGCAGGAAUGAGUUGUUGUACGACCAAGAAAGGGAUACGCGUUGUACAACGAUGAGGUUAUGGACUGCGUCGGUUUGUUGUGUCAUUUUCGGCGUUAGGCAUCAUCAAACGGCGCUAUUGGCGCACCGAUGAGCAAGACGAAGAGUCAUUUAGAGAGACUCUGGAGCAAAUAGAAUCUAAGCAUAGUAUCGAGGAACAGAGGCCCCUCAAAGACGCUCCUGCGAAAGUACAUGUAGUACAUGAAGCUCCAUGUCCGUCUGUCGUACGGAUGCGGUCUGAAUGCCGCGAAGCCAGCACCUUGAGGAUGACGUUGACGCGCGAGGGCCGGGCGGGAUUGGGCGUGUGGGGCUACAGCACAAGUAGACCAGGACGGCAUGGCGCCCCGCACUUCUUGCAGCGCCUGGAGCCUCAGCGCAGGCGGCAGCUUGACGGCGACGG
Messenger RNA from Emericellopsis atlantica, 3959 nucleotides. Its product is annotated as PDZ-like domain-containing protein. The coding region runs from base 486 to 3521 and encodes 1011 amino acids. The transcript is spliced from 4 exons. Gene Ontology annotation, molecular function: serine-type endopeptidase activity; protein binding. Gene Ontology annotation, biological process: proteolysis. The record is from RefSeq and is a predicted model, not a curated record. NCBI's taxonomy places the organism in Eukaryota, Fungi, Ascomycota, Sordariomycetes, Hypocreales, Bionectriaceae.